Toxoplasma gondii ME49 is the source of this 4635-nucleotide messenger RNA. RefSeq lists its product as hypothetical. The transcript is spliced from 7 exons. Lineage: Eukaryota; Apicomplexa; Conoidasida; Eucoccidiorida; Sarcocystidae. The record is from RefSeq and is a predicted model, not a curated record. The coding region runs from base 1579 to 4194 and encodes 871 amino acids.
UCGUCUUCCUUCUCGCGUUUCCCUCCCUUUCCUCUCUUCUUGACCGCGUGCUCGGGGUCCUUUGUGCAACACACCGUCGCUGAGAACUGAAUUUGCCCGCAGCUGCCGAGAGAAACGCGACUGACUCUUCUCUGGCCGCCGGCCCGCCGCGAGCACAUUUUUAGUGUGCGUGGCGAGAGGCGCAGGACUCUCUUGGUCGAGAGAUCUCCUCGCUUUUUUUCCUGCGAAACAUGUCCGCUUUUCCUUCUCCUUCCUCGCGGCUUUCCUUUUCUCUUCCAGCUUUUCUGUGGCGUCUUCUCUCAAAAACGCGCCCGGUCAAGGACCUCGCUCUCUUCGUUCCCGGGCGAACGUCGAGGUCGAGGCAGGAGAGAGCGGCAAAAGAAGAGCUCCUGCCCGACACAGCGAGCGCGGUCUUGUCCACGCUGUCGAGUUUCUCGACUUCCUGAUCCGUGCGUCCUGCGUCUUUCUGCGAUUCAUCUGCUCCGCAGAGUUGCUCUUUUCUUUCUCGCUCGGGCGAAGGUUUUCUUCGCGCGUUUCGUGCAGCAAUCGAAGAAACGCGAGGUCGCUUGUCGUCCGGCAGUCGAGAGUCAAGUGGAGGCGCGCUCGUCUCGACGUCGCGAUUCUGCUUCACCGCGACAGCUCGCAGUUUGCGUUUUCGGAAGGCCUUCCUCCCCUCAUUUUCUCUUCACCUCUGCUGCCUCGGUGUGCGGUGAGAGUGGAAAAGCGAAGGCCCCGUCUCUGUGCGUUGUCCCCGAGAGCGAGCGCGUCUGCCUCAGGCCAGGCUGGCCAGCGAUUCGUCAAGGUUCGAUUUUCAAGCCAUCGUUUUCAUCCUUCCUCCCUGUCCUUUCUUCGUUCCCCACUCGGUUCUUCCUUCUCUUCUUCCUGUGGUCACUUCCUCUUCCAGCCUUCCUCAUCUGCGACCGCACCCUUCUCGCUCCGGAGUCGAAAAAUUGAGAGUCUUCUCCGGACCAAACGGCUUGUUUCUCUUUCCUCACUCGUCUCCAUUCCCUGGCUGAAUCCUUUUCUCUUCCCCUUUGCUCCCCAUUCUUCCUUCCAAGCUCCUUCGCCAGUUCUCUUUCUUUCUUGCUCCUUGCUCCUUAACUCCUUCUCCGCUCAACUCUUCUUCUCUACCGCGUUCUUCUCUCUCGACUGCCGUCUCGUCACCUUCAUCCUCUCUCCUUUUCUCCAUCGUCUGUCAUUUUCACUCCUUCUUCGCUUCCUUGCCUUCCCCGCCUCCCCCUCCUGUCUUUCUUCUUUCUACUCUUCUUCCCCACGCGUUUCGCCUCCUUUCUCUCCUUCCUUUUUUCCUUUUUUCCUUCUGUCGGUUCGUCCUUCCUCCCCUCUCUUUCGUCGUUACGCCCCUCUCUUUCGUCCUUCGUCCCCUAGCUUCACCUCCUUCGACCUGCUGCUCUCCUCUGCACUCCCCUGUUCCUCGUCGCGCUUUUCUCUUCACUCUUUCGCCUCUGUUCACUUCCCCUUGCCUCCCCACUGCUGCGGAUCGCUCGCCUCUCUCCGCUCCGAUCUUCGCCUGUGUUCUUUCUCCUCCGAUCUUCGCCUGUCCUCUCCUUCGCCGCCUCGAUGUCUCGCGAGCGUCUGGGGCCUUCGCGGCUGGGUCGUCACACCCCAGCGGCUGCGUCUGCUCGCGGAGACCCCCGCCUGCUCGUGGAGGCAGAGACGCCGACCGACCGCGGACGCAUCGUCAAGGCGAGUCUGCACACACAGGGUGACGUGGAGUUCCUGGAGGGGCGUUUGCGAGACAAGGUUUGCGUCGACAAAUGGGUGACUGUCCAGGAGCGCGCGUCACCCGCGGAAGGCAAACGCGAGUCGGAAGGCAAACGCGAGUCGGAAGGCAGACGCGAGUCGCCGCGCAUGACCUCGACCAGCGCAGGACUGGAGCCAGCAGAAGCAUGGAGAGAAGAUAUCUUCGGCAAAGAAGAGAGGUACGACAUGGCUCGCUUCGACGAAGAAGACGCGUCCGCUGAAGACGCGGUCCGAACCGCGCCGCGGCCUUCGCCGCAGAGACAGUUUCAGGUCAGACACAAAGUCACAGUGGAAGGCGUCGUCCCCACCAGCGCCUCUGUGCGCAUGCAGCGACGUCUUGCGCAGAGGCGGGGGAAGCGGUUCUUUUCCACGGACGAGGGAUUGUACUGGCAGAAACUGCAGAGAAGCAAGCCGCAGAAGUCCAGAGAGGAUGCAUUGAAAUUCGUCGCCACGUUCAUGCAAGAGGGGGAGCUCCUCGUCAACUCUGUCUCGAUGGAAGAAGAUCCGAGCGUCAGACUUCGGAGACUCGCUGCCCUCCGCCUUCUCCGAAACUCCCCCGCCGACCGAGUCCCCGGAUCGAUCAGCGGACGCCUCCUCAUUCCGUACGACCAUGCAGACGUUCGCGAACUGCUUCGGGUGAGUAGCUUCUGCAGUGGAGAGGCGUGGAGAGUGCUCGAGGAGAUUCGCCGCCUCCUCGUUCUCCGCAAAGGGCGCCUGUUUCUGGCCUCCGACCGGAACGCCACGGCCAGUCGUCACUGCCUGGCCUUUCUCGCCUCGCUGAAGAAAAACCUGGAAGCUGCUGCGAGGAACCUCGUCAGGCAAGGUCGUCUCCGGCGCCCAAGCGCUCGUCUCCAACAGAGCGAAGGUCGAAAAAGAGCUCCAACUCUCGACAGAGACGAAGCAUGGGAGAGGCGGGAGGGCCUCGUCCGAGAGAUCCGCCGCACGCUGUCUCUCGCGGCGGCCUACAGCACCAAAGGCAAGAAGCAGCCUGUGGUGUACAUACAGCUCGCGGCUCUGAAGCCGUCGAUCGUGGCGGACUUCCUCACUCCUGCCGAAGUGGCGGUGAUCCUCACGGAAGUCUUCCAGAAUCUCUGGACAAAGUUCGUCGAGUACUCGCUGCGACGCAGAGUGAGGGUCUCCACAGCUGCUCUGGUUUUGGAUUUCUCUGGGUUAACUGAGUUCGAGCUUGCCUCCAGUGCGUCGCAUUUCCUGCUCUCGAGUCUCCGAGACGUCGUCCGCGCCUUCGCUCCUCUUUUGAUCAAGAAAAUCAUCUUCUACAACAGCGCGAAGGCUGGCGAGUUCCUCUGGGAAGCCCUGCGGCCUGGAGUCGAGCACUCCUGCUUCUUCUCCUUCUGCUCCUCAGAGGAGGACCUCGAGACGGAGAUUGAAAGUGAACGGACAAUGGUUUACCAUACCACGGGUCUCGCUAACGACAUGUCUCUCAUCGCGCACCGCUGUCCGCUCUAUGCGCUCUACGGACCGCCACUGCCUCCUCCAGACUCGCUCUUUCCUCUCCGAGCUCCCGGGUUUCUGCCUGCGUCCGCGCCGGCUUCGGCCCUGCAGAAGUCGCCGUUGUCGCGUCCGAAAGCCGGUGCCUUUCGCCAGCUUUUCGCGCUGCUAGGCGCCGCUCGCGUCCGCCUUGUGCCCACGGCGGAGGACGCGGAGACCGGGGGGUCGAACCUCCCCCGCGCUCCGUUUUUCCGGACAGCUGGAGAGAGUCGAGAGCGCGAGAACGCAGGACUCGCGCGCGGCGGAGAGGAAGACGAAGAGACCGAGACGCUGCGGCGCGGGGACGAGGAGAUCCAGAAGACCUGCCGAGAAGAAGAAGCGAAGUUCUGGCGAGGCAUGAACUGUUUCCAUGACCUCGUCGUCGAGGCGGCGAGAGCGAAGCGCAUUGCGGAGCGUGAGCGCCAGGCGGACGUCGUAGAGAGUGCCAGGCAGACGAGGCCUGCGGAGGCGAAGCCUGACGAAGCCGACGAGGACGCAGAAGAGCUCGACUUGGACAGUGUGGACGUCAUCGACCCAGAUGCAAACUUGGGGCCUUCGGAGGAAAGUCUCGAGUGUGCCGCAGCUGCAGUGGCGCAGGACGGGGACCGAGUCGACCUUGGAAAGUCUCACGCGGAACGCAGCUUCGAACGCAUCUUCACGGCGCAGGGAGAUCUCGAGGAGACCCUGGAGGGGAUAGGGUCUCCGUUUGAAAACGCAUGGGAGAGAAGCGUUCAAGAAGCUUUCGAUGCAAGUGUGAAAGCGAUUCGAGAAGAGCACUUGCCUCUCUCCGCUGCGCGCGUUGAGCUGCCUCGCGUCUCUCGGCCAGCCAGGACCUUCCCCACCCCCCUCGACCGCGUUUUCCGCCGUCCGCUGUAUUUACACCUCAGCGCAGAGGCCGGUGGCAACUGGGAACGGGAGCUCUUGGGCGCCGACAGAGCGAAGUGACAGGAGGCGCAGGAACAGUCACGAGAGCGGAAGUGGACUGAAGCGAAGAGUGGAAGUCGCUGGAAGAGGGAGAGGAAAGGGGAACAUCAGAGUAGAGCAGGCGUCUGUGUAUACUUGAGGGAACGAGGAAUCGGUUCGCGCACACCGAAGCGAAAGCAUUUGUUGAAUUUCCGUGCUCCCGCCUCUUUUGUUGAAAAUGCAGCUGCAUCAUGUCUCAACGCCGAAUCGAAAGCAUUCACCCUUCUUUUGUGUGUCUCUGGGUGACAUCCCGACCGUGGUGGGUCGGACUGAAUUCUCAACCGCGUAUGACCAGUGUCCUCGCUCCUCUGCUUGCUUGUGGGGAACGUGGACAUGUUCUCUUCAAACGAUGCGUUCUCUGUCUCCUCGCGAAAACGACAACGACUUUCAGGUCUUUCAUUUCCAAGUUCACUGAAAAACGAA